Molecule: messenger RNA, 5778 nt
Organism: Nerophis lumbriciformis (worm pipefish)
Lineage: Eukaryota; Metazoa; Chordata; Actinopteri; Syngnathiformes; Syngnathidae
Source: RefSeq, a predicted model, not a curated record
CAGCUAUGUAACGCUUUUCGUCAGAACAUGGAGAUCGACCAGUGUCUGCUGGAGUCUCUGCCCAUCGGUCAGCGCCAGCGAUUGGUCAAAAGGAUGCGCUGCGACCAAAUAAGGGCGUACUACGAGCGGGAAAAGAGCCUCCAGCAGCGACAGCAAAGUGGAGUCAAGGGCCGAGUCCCGCCAACUGGACGCCGCAAGAAGCAGCAAGUCCGAUUUGGCCUUGCCGACAUCCUGCAGGACGCCAUCAUCCGACACGAUGACAAAGAAGUUCUGCGUCUCCUAAAGGACGGAGCUGACCCCAGCACUCCUAUUUCCUCUGGGGGAUCAUUGCUACACUUGUGCGCUCGCCAUGACAACGUGCUAGCAGCAGAGGUGCUGAUGGAGCGAGGCCUCAACGUCAACCUGCAAGACGAAGACCUGUGGACCGCCCUGCAUGUAGCAUGUGUGUGCGACCACGCUGACACGGUCCUGCUUUUGCUUCUGGCUGGAGUGAACGUUCUGCUGCAGGACGUCGACGGAAACGUCGCGCUGGACUAUGCCACAGAGGGAAGCGAAAGUCGCUAUAUUCUGCAAAAGCACCUGGAAGAAAAUGGUGUGGACGCGUCUUCCAUGCAUAGCAUGAGGACACAAAGACCCAAUGGCAUGCUAUCUGACAUCAGGCAGCUUGUAGCCACAGGGGUGGACCUCAAUCAACCCAAUGACGAUGGAGUCACUUUACUUCACAUAGCAUGUGCUAGCGGCUAUCGGGAUGCGGCGGCUGCGCUGUUAGAGAAUGGGGCCAAUCCGCAUCCUGUCACUCACAACUUUUGGACACCUCUCCAUCUUGCUGCCAAAUAUGGACAGACAAGCAUCGUUAAUCAACUCUUGAGGCAUGGAGCCAACCCUACACUGUUGAACUGCAACCAAGACAAGCCUUCAGACAUUGCUGCAUCAGAGCAUAUUGCAGACAUUCUUGUGACCAGUGAGGUAAACUGGCUCCAAAGACUGAAGGAUCCCUCCACCCCUGUGCUCUCCACGGACCAACGCUACGACAGCGGAUCACAUGACCUCAACACCCCUGUUAAAAACCUGAGUCCACUUGGCCUCCCCAUGUCGAAACGGGACAGCUUUCUGGAGAAGUGGGCCAUGUUCCGAGAGGCGGGUGGGGGGCUCAGUCGGAAGCCCUCGCUGGAUGAUGCCCGGGAUGGCCCUUUUAGCUCAGGGACAAGCAAACUGGAGCAGGUAAAACUAAUGCCUCCAGCGCCUAAUGACGACCUGGCGUCCCUCAGUGAGCUAACAGACAGUGGCUUGCUCUACGAGAUGCAGAAGCGUUUUGGCAACAACCAAAUAUAUACUUAUAUCGGACACAUUCUUUUGUUGGUCAACCCAAACAAAGAGCUGCCCAUCUACUCCACUCUGGUGAGCCAGUUGUACGUGAGCUCCACAGGCCGCCUCUGCUCCUCUUUGCCCCCUCACAUCUUCUCGUCGGCGGAGAGAGCUUACCACAUGAUGCUUCAGGAGAGACGACCCCAAUGUUUCAUCCUGAGUGGGGAAAGUGGUUCAGGGAAAACGGAGGCCUGCAAACACAUCGUACGACACCUAACAUCCAGAUCCAACCCUAAAGGCUUUGCGCUGGAAUCUCGAAUGAAACAUGUGAAUUGUAUUCUGGAAGCUUUCGGACACGCAAAGACGGAGAAGAAUAUCAACUCCAGUCGCUUUAUUAAAAUACUAAAUGUUCAGUACUGUGAGAAAAGGAGGAGUGUACUCAGAGCACGUGUGGACACGUACAUGCUGGAGAAGUCCCGUGUGGUCCAAUGUCCUCUUCACCAACACAAUUUCAACAUCUUCUACCUGAUGGCUGAAGGCCUGUCCCCUGAGGAGAAGAGUGCACUUUAUCUCAAUAACGUCUUGGCUCAUAGGUAUCUUAGUGGAGAUCAUCCAGGUGAGAAACAACCUAUAGCUGCAGCAUCUACAGAGAGCAGAGAGCGCCUCACUGCCCUUAAGCAAGCCUUUCAAGCUAUUGGUUUCAAUAAGCAGGAAAUAGAAUCAGUGUUCACCCUUCUCUCUGCCGUGCUCCAUAUUGGGGAUUUGCGUUUCACGGCGCCGACAGACACCGAUAGCGCCUUUCCUUUAGACCCGCAGCUGCUUGAGAGAGUUGCUGGAAUGCUGCAGGUGUGUUGUGGGGACCUAAGCAGUGCCCUAACCUCAGAUGUUCAGUACUUCAAAGGCGAUUUGAUCGCUCGACGUCACACGGUAGAGAUGGCCCAGCAGCACAGGGACCAACUUGCCAAGUCCAUCUACGCUCGACUCUUCAGCCAUCUGGUCAACUGGAUUAAUGACUACCUACAAGGACAGGAUGACAGAAUCAGUGACCCUGCUUUUGAAAUUGCAAUCCUGGACAUCUUUGGUUUUGAAGAAUUCCAGAGGAAUGGCUAUGAACAGCUGUGUGUCAACAUGAGCAACGAGCGACUGAGGCACUACGUUUCCGAGGUGCUAUUCCGGCAGGAGCGGGCUGAGUGUCUGCAGGAGGGCGUCGCCGUGGAGACCGUGCCAUCCCCUGGCAACCAGACGUCAGCUAUGGACUUUUUUUUCCAGAAGCCUCAAGGACUGCUCAGCGUUUUGGACGAAGAGAGCCAGAGUCUGCGGCCGACAGAGCAGAACCUCUACAAGAGGCUGUCGUCCCAGCUGGAGUCCAACCGCACUCACGGCCUCUCCUUCACCACCAAGGAUGGCAACGGAAACCCCCCACCCAAGGAUCAGGGACCUACCUUCACCGUCCGACACUAUACCGGACAGAUAGCGUAUGACCUCACAGGCUCGCUCAUGAAAAACAAGGACUCCCUUCCUCAGAACAUCUUGUUUACGAUGAAGUCCAGCGAGAGUGUUUUGCUACGGCAGCUAUUCCAGGCUAAAUUGACUCAGACCGGCUCUCUGGUACCGGCGGCCCCAAGCCGGAUGGGACUCAGGGGGCCCAAAGGCGCUCUGCUGCUCAACAGGACGCCACCUCCCCGACCACACAGGGGGUAUCAUGACCUAACUAAGGUGUUGAAGAAAAAAGGCUCCAACUCCUUCCUCCAACGACUUGAGCGCUGCGGUCCUAUCACAGUGGGAGUCCAACUCAGGAACUCACUGUCAGAGGUCAUCAGCAAGUUGCAGGCCUCCACAGCCCACUUUGUGGAGUGUGUGCGCCCCAACGCCAACGGCCGCCCUGACGCCUUCGACGGCUCACGUGUCGUCGCCCAACUGCGGCACAUUGGCGUGCUCGACAUGGUGCGCGCCAUCCGUUAUGGCUAUCCCGUGCGCUUGUCCUUUCCCGGCUUCCUCAGCAGAUACAAAGAUCUGGUUGUUCCGACGCUAGGCGACAAGAAGAAAUUGUCCGCGGAGGAGAAGUGUCGCCGUGUGUUGGAGAUGACCAAACUUCAGGGAUGGCAGAUGGGCAGCAGUAAAGUGUUUCUCAAAUACUGGCAGGCGGACCAGCUCAACGACCGCUGCUACCAACUGCGUAAAAAGAUCAUCACCUGCCAGAAAGUGGUGCGUGGAUGGCUUGUCCGGCGACGAGUCCGGCGUCGGCUGUCGUUGCGGCACAAGGACAAGGGAAGCGUGCAGCGCUUCCUGCAGGGGGCGGAGGACAUGGGGCUGCGCACCUACGACCGCCUGGUCAUCCAGAACGCGUCCGACAUCGCACGGGAGAGCGACCGUUUGCGCUCCCACGGGGUCCUCGGCAGCAGCCCCCCUCUUGGGGAGAGGCCUGAUCCCGUUGGCAAGGAGGAGGAGCAACCGGUUAAAAGGGUUAUUGAAAAAGUGGGAAAAGUCCACGAAGGAUCUGCGAACGGGGGAAUCCGAGCCAUUCGCCACUUUAGAUCCAGCUCAGUACCCGUACCCCUUCCCCUGUCCUUGGAAAACAUGUCACUUGCCCCUAUCGGCCCGACCGUCAAACCGACUCAGCAAGGCAAUCACACCAGUUUGGACAAUGGCGGCAAUUGUGCAGCAUCCUCACCUCGUAAGCAGCCUCCACCGAAACCAAAACGGGACCCCAAUACACGCCUGAGUGCUUCGUACGAGGUGGUUAGCGCCGGCUUGGUGAUGGCAGUCAAAGAGAGCCCCACUCCAGAAGGCUACGCAUCACCAGCUGGGAGUCCCCCCAAAUCCCAGCUGUCCCCGACAGACCCCGCAGGGUCCAAGCCCCGCCCUCACAGUGAUGACUACACAGCAAUGAGAAAGGUGCCCCCGCCCAAACCCAAGCGCAGUCCCAACACUAAGUUGACGGGCUCCUUCGAGGAAAUCAACGCCGUAGCACCCCUCCUCCACCAGCUCCGCCCUGCCGAUGCCAAGAUGGCGUCGUUGUCACGUGGCAAGAUACAGAAAGCGGCUUCUCUGGACGCUCCACAGGGUUUAGCGCUGAGUCUGCACCAGAGCCAAGAUGAUGAAGACAUCUACAUCGAGAUGCUGGGCUCUCGUAGCCUUCAGGAGCCACCUGACAGCCCUGAAGAAACCGAGUCAGAAGCUGUCUACGAGGAGAUGACUUUCUUCCCUCCUGAUGACGCCGCACCUUCGCCCGCCGUCGCGACAAAACCGACCAAGCUGGAGGCUCUCAGUUUGGGCCUGGUGAUGCCUGUCAUGUGUCCCCCUCAGAGCGAGGAGAGUAAGCAGCUGACGUCGGGGGUGGUGGCAUCUUUGGACAUCGCUCACUCAAACAAAGUGUCAAUGGGCAGCACCCCCAGGAAUCUAUCUGGAAAAGACGGCAGUUGUGACAUUCCGGCCCCCUUUCCCAACUUACUCCCACAUCGACCGCCUCUUUUGGUGUUCCCGCCAUCCCCCGUCACCUGCUCCCCAGCUUCAGACGAAUCCCCGCUCACUCCGUUGGAAGUCAAAAAGCUGCCGGUUUUCGAGACUAAUCUCAACUAUUCUGCCACUCCAGACAGCCCACUGUCGCCUCAAUAUGUGCGCCAGAGGGCCGACUCUUCCCCGAGCCUUACAGUCCUCAUGCCGGAGAAGAAGGGUACCCCUCCACUCACUCCGCCGCUUCCUCUUUCAACCACCGGUGUCCCUCCUCCUCCAUACCGACCACCUUCCCACUUUACUUUCCCACCUGAGGCCAGCUUCCUUGCAUUGACCCGCACCGCUUCUGUAACCGGCACUCAGUCCGACUCCUCCAAGACUUUACCGUCCCAAAGGCCGAGCGCGGAGCCUCUGGGAAAGCCACCGCCUUACUCUCCGGGAAAGAUGUCCCGUCCUGAACCUCGCAGAGCUCAUUCCUGCUCCUCCUCGCCCCUGCUCUUUAACCCGGCCAACGGAAGACCGCUAACCAGCCCCCUGGAUGAGCUCAACACCUUGUUCAGCACCGGACGCAGCUUACUGAGGAAGUCUUCGACGGGUCGCAAGAUGCGAGAUGGAGGUUUCAACUCCAAUAUCAAUUUACCUGGCCGGGAAGAUUGUGGCUCCGCCCCGUCCUCCCCAUCACUGCAGCUACAAGACAAGAAUGCCAACAAUCAUUCUAUUCACCCAUUAAAUCAGGCCCCUGUUGAGAAUGGCAACCAGAUAUCCAACGGUUCACUAGAGGACGAGAAUCAUGUCAAGUCAAACAUGUCUACAUCCUCUCUGCACAGGCACAUGGAUAGCCACCAUACGCAGGCACUCCGGAGGCUACGUCUUAGCAACGGGGAUGCCGGCACGACAAUUCGGGAGCUGCUGCGAUGGCGUCAGGCGCAGAGCGAGGGGCGGGGCGGCUGGAAGCACAGUCCUCCGUCCCCGCCCCUGCCGCCUGCGCUGCUCUGGUCCAGCAGGAAGACUUCGCCGUGA